Molecule: messenger RNA, 3327 nt
Organism: Thunnus maccoyii (southern bluefin tuna)
Lineage: Eukaryota; Metazoa; Chordata; Actinopteri; Scombriformes; Scombridae
Gene: mitfa
Product: melanocyte inducing transcription factor a
Exons: 9
Coding region: 723-1775 (350 amino acids)
Biological process (GO): melanocyte differentiation; regulation of transcription by RNA polymerase II
Cellular component (GO): nucleus
Molecular function (GO): RNA polymerase II cis-regulatory region sequence-specific DNA binding; protein dimerization activity; DNA-binding transcription factor activity, RNA polymerase II-specific
Source: RefSeq, a predicted model, not a curated record
UCACAACAACAGAUGGUGCCAAAAAUCUGUAAAACGAGUGUUCCCCUCCUGAUUGAGGUGAGCCACCGUCCCUCAAAACUAGCCUAAAGUGCGAGGGGCCUGAAAGAUGGAAAGAUGCAGUGAUCGUCUCAAACCUUUUCCCCAGCAAGUGCAGGGAACCACUUGAUGAUGGAUGAGGUGACAAAUUGUAGCACGUUGGUGCCCUCAGUAAGUUCGGGGAUGCCAAUAAUGUGGAUAUUAUCUUGACUUUACAAGUCUUCUUGCUGAGCCAAAGCAGCUUCCAGCUCACCAUAUUUUCUCAUGGCAGUAGUUGUGACUUUCAUAAUCCGAGUAUGGAGAGCAUUCCUGGAUCAACUUUUUGAUGCCAUGCAGACUGCAAUGUCUGAUUGAAUCUGGUCCAAUCUUCCCAUGAAAGUUGUAAACCGUGCUUCAAUAAGCGACCGUUGCUCCUUCAAGGCUAGUUCAAUUAAGGAAGUUAGCUUGCUAUGUGCAGUUAGCUUACCUGCUAGAUCAUCUGCUUAAUCAGGGAUAUUGACAACAGGUGUGCAUCAUUAGCUGCACUAAACAGUGAGCUCUGCCAAGUUAAGGUGCAGUCCCACCUGGAGAAUCCCACCAAAUACCAUAUCCAGCAGGCUCAGAGGCAGCAGGUGAGGCAGUACCUGUCCACCACCCUGGGUGGUAAAGCUGGCAGCCAGUGCCCCAGCCAGCCCCCAGAACACGGCAUGCCACCCGGACCCGGCAGCAGCGCCCCCAAUAGUCCCAUGGCCCUGCUCACCCUCAGCUCCAACUGUGAGAAAGAGAUGGAUGACGUUAUUGAUGAUAUAAUUAGCUUGGAGUCGAGUUACAAUGAGGAUGUUCUUGGACUUAUGGACCCAGGACUCCAAAUAAACAACCCGCUUCCUGUGUCUGGUAACCUUCUCGAUGUGUAUGGCAAUCACGGACAUCCCCUCCCGGGCCUCGGCAUCAGCAACUCUUGUCCACCCAACAUUAAAAGGGAAUACACAGCUCCUGGCAUGAAGCAAGUACUGGACAAGCCUGGAUCCUGUGGCCAGUAUGAAAACUAUCAAAGGCCAGAGAGCUUUCAAGUAGAGGCUGAAGUUCGUGCUCUUGCUAAAGAAAGACAGAAGAAGGACAACCACAACUUAAUUGAACGAAGACGGAGAUUCAAUAUCAACGAUCGCAUCAAAGAGCUAGGAACCCUGAUACCUAAGUCAAAUGAUCCAGACAUGCGCUGGAAUAAGGGCACCAUUCUCAAAGCCUCAGUGGACUAUAUCAGGAAGCUACAGAGGGAGCAGCAGAGGGCCAAGGAGCUUGAGUGCAGACAGAGAAAGCUGGAGCACGCGAACCGCCAUCUAAUGCUUCGUAUACAGGAGUUGGAGAUCCAGGCCCGUGCUCAUGGUCUUACAGUGGUGCCAUCGCCAUCUGUCUGCACAUCAGAGUUGAUGACCCGGGCCAUUAAACAGGAGCCUGUGCUCGGCGACUGCCCCUCAGACCUCUACCAGCAUACCUCGGCUCCUGACAUGUCCCCUCCAACCACACUGGACCUCAACAACGGCACCAUUACCUUUGACCAGAUUCCUGCAGAUGCUGGGGACCCUGGCCCCUACGGAAACUCCAGGACCUGUAAAAUGAAGGAACUGGUAAGGGACAAUACCCUGUCACCAAUUUCCCCGAGCGAUCCCCUGCUGUCCUCGAUGUCCCCAGAUGGCUCCAUCAACGUUAGCAGCCACCACAGUUCCAGCUCCAGUAUGGAGGAGAAGGAGCAUGGCUGUUAGCAUUGUCUAAUGCGGAACGCCACACUGACCCUUUUUAUCUGUAGCAUCACAUCAAUGAGAGAACUACAAUAAAGUGACUUAAAGGCAUCCACAUGACUCAGUGGAUAAAGGAACUCAUAAGUUAUUUUUAUCUUGAUUCCUAUUUUUUUCUUCCCUUAUGCAGGUUUAUUUCCUGACCUCUACUGUUCAAAAACUGAUGUUACUGUGACCGUAGACAUUUCCAUUCUUCUAUGGUACACAUUAUUUAUACAACCUUCUUUUCUUGAUGCCAUAUAAAUUGACAAACCCAUUGAGGACCACAUGACAAAAAUAUACACAGUGACUGAAAAAUGUAGUAUGACUCCAAUCUGCUGUCAGUAUAAACUGGUCACAUGUGAACAUUUAUUGGUAAUAGUGUACAAAACGUUUACUCUGACUGAUGUCCAAACCUGCUGUAUAAAAGUGUUUACUUAUUAUCCAUAGAAUAUUAGAAUACUGACUUAGUCAACAAGCCAAAAAUGCAUCAUCCUUAAAACACAUACAGUAAGUCCUCUUGGCUAAAGGUUUAAGUCAAUAAUCCAACAGUGUUUAAACUGAAUGGUUUCAUUCUAAGGAAAUACGCAAAAUAUGUAUCUAUAUUUAUAAAAGAUCAAGUAUUGCUUAAUAUUAUCAUUAUUAUUCUAAACAUAUUUAAAUGUAUAUUAUUUUUACUCCAUGCUCUUAUUCUAAUCUAAAGAAAUAACAAAUCAAAUACUGACUAAAAGAUAAAAAUGAUCAUCAUUUAUUUAUUUUGUAAUUAUUAUUACUAUUUUUUUUAUUCAAUGCUCAUCUUAUUUCAGACUUAUACCAGUACUUGAGAGAUUUGUUUUAGGGUGGAUGGGACUAAGGAAUCUUGUAAUUUAUAAUGGCCCACAAACAUACUGUAUGUAUGUACAUUUGAACUUUGAUAUAACUUUAUUUAGGUACUAAUUUUGAUGAGAAGUCACCACGCAAAGGUUAAUAAGAGACAUGGUAAUAUGACAAUAUAGUAAAAUACAUGGUAAAUUAUUAUUUAUACCUAUACUAAAUAUUUCUUAAAAUGUGGGCCGGGUCAUGCAAAACAAAGAAAUAUCCACAGAUGACAAAAGCGCUCAUAUGUAUUAUACCUGGUCCACUAGCCAAUACAUUGUGUCCUUUGUAAAACCUAAAAAAGCCCUGAUAUAAUAUGUCAUAAUACUCUUAUUAUAAUGGAUGUAAACUAAAAUUGAAUUAAUUGAUUAAUUAGAAUGUGGUUUAUAUGUUAACAAGGCUCACGGCAGCCUUUGCCCCAGAUACUUUGUAGGCACUGAUCAACUAGUGAUUCAUCUUGCAUAACUCAGACGUGGGUAAAUGUAUAUAAUGUAUCUUUUUGAUGUCUGUACAGAACUGGUUGGUACCACGUGACAUUUUUGUGAAUGUGUGUCAUCGCUUGCCAAUAUUGUAAAAGGAAACACUUGAGAUGUUUAUACACUGUAUAUAUUCCCUUUUGUAAAGAAAAAGAAAAAAACUGUGUUUCUGGUUCUUGUGUGAAUACUACAGGGUAGAUCCAUUGAGU